Molecule: messenger RNA, 2847 nt
Organism: Oncorhynchus kisutch (coho salmon)
Lineage: Eukaryota; Metazoa; Chordata; Actinopteri; Salmoniformes; Salmonidae
Product: MOB kinase activator 2
Exons: 5
Coding region: 675-1406 (243 amino acids)
Source: RefSeq, a predicted model, not a curated record
GCUAUUUAGCUCUUUCUCAACACCUCAUACCGUCUCUGUGUGUUCCGCAGCAGUCAGCUUUGGUUUGCAGGUUCUGCUCUUCAGUACAGGCUAUGGGCCCAGCUAACAGAGGUGUUAAUAACCAACACGUCUCUCGACCAGCGAGUGUGUUUAGACCUUGUUUGGUGUAUACAGAUGGUAGAGAUUGCUGCUAGGAUUGAGCCCCCCUCCAAAAUAUCCUCCAGAGUCCGCCCUGUGACACUCGGCAGUUUGUUUAUGCAAGUCUGUUUGCCAACCUAAUCUUCCCGCCUUUCAAGUGAGAGCCAGCCAGAGAGAGAGCGCGAGAGGGAAGGAGAGAGGAGUAGCGGCAGUAGCUCUAGUGAGAAGGAGCGAGAGGAACACACUUCGAACGGGCUCUGAGUUGUUGUGAUAGGUCGUCUGCAACGCACGUUCCGUCGGCGCGUGUGUGUUUGCUGAUUGGACCGCAGGGAGAGAGAGCGAGUUUGUGUGGGUGGGUGGACGCAGUUCGUGAGAAGCCAGUUACGUUGCGCGCGUCUGUGUGUGUGUGACAGAACGGGCUAUACUGGAGCUGUGCGGCAGGACAGAGCCCUCCCUUCACCGGUAGAAGGAGAGAGGGAAGAAGAGCGCUGUGUGGGACCCUCACAGACCUGCCCGCUGUCUGUGCUGCCAGCUGGAUGGGGGUUCUUGUCUGCUGCGACUGCUUCUUCUAUAGGAAGUCUAAGACGAAGCCCAAUGGGAAGAAGCCGCCAGCGGAAGAGAAGAAGCAGUAUCUGGAGGCGGAGUUCACGAAAGUACGGGUGGUCGACUUCGACCUCAAAGAGCUGGUGAUCCUGCCCAGGGAGAUAGACCUCAACGAAUGGCUCGCCAGCAACACUACGACCUUCUUCAAUCUUAUAAACCUGCAGUACAGCACCAUCUCCGAGUUCUGCACAGGGGACACCUGUCAAGCCAUGACCGCCUGUAACACAAUAUACUACUGGUAUGACGAGAGGGGGAAGAAGACAAAGUGCACUGCACCUCAGUACGUCGACUUCGUCAUGAGUCUGGUGCAGAAGCUGGUCACAGACGACGACAUCUUUCCUACAAAAUACGGCAAGGAGUUCCCCAAUGCGUUUGAGUCUUUGGUAAAGAAGAUCUGCCGGUAUCUGUUCCACGUCCUGGCUCACCUCUUCUGGGCGCACUUUAAGGAGACAGUCGCUCUGGAUCUACAGGGCCACUUGAACACUCUGUACGCACAUUUCAUUGUUUUCAUCAGGGAAUUCAACCUGGUCGACCCCAAGGAGACCUGUAUCAUGGACGACCUGUCCGAAAUCCUCUGCGCUCCCGCGCCCCCAGCACCUGCCGCCCCUUCCUCCCCCACCUCGGCCCCUUCCCCCUCCUCACACAACCAUGUGACGGAGAGAUGAGCAGGGGUCGCCGUGAGAAGCAGCCCCGGGAAGGAGGUGGUAGAUGACAAAGAUAGAGGAGAGAUGUGGAAACAGAAUGCCUGGUCCCCUUCCUAGGCCUCUGGCUUCAGCAGCAGGACCUGGAGACCUUCCACUACCCUUAUAUUUCGCUAUGUCGCCAGCCAGCCGGAAGGAUCCAGGGGGGUAGGGGGGGGGGGGGGGGGGGGUGUUGUCAUGCCAAUAGGAAUUGGCGUCGGCAUGUUCCUCCCAGGGGCAAAUCCCUCCCAUCUGCGCUGCAAUUUAACCUAGGAACAAACUGUGUGUUUUAUUUGACUUUUAUUAUAUUUACUUUUUAUUUUUCUCAUUUGAGGACAGUGCGUCUGUUUUGCCCUUUCCUCCCUCUGUCCUAAAGUAUAGUUCAGGGCGGUGGCUCUGCUUUGCUUGAACAUACUAUUUGUACAGUGUUGUUAUUGUGUGGAGGAAAGGUGACUAUUAGUGGUGGGAGGAUUGAAGGGGAACGGUCACUACGCUGGCCUAUAGGGAGCCGCCAUGUAACUGCCUGGUGGGCAAUACUAGCCAAUCACUGUUUGGGUUGUUAAUCUUGGGAUGAUUCAAGUGCUUCCCUACUCAGGACCUGAGAGAACACAAGUCACUGCUGCCAGAGAGACGUAUUCUAUUUUUCUCAUUCUCUCUGUCCCUUAAAUAUUACAGUUGUCAUUCUGGUAUUACUCUAGUCAGGUCAUCACCUGAUGUACCGCUCUUUAACAGCUCCAUCCCAGCGGCCACCCAUAGAGGGCAGUAUAGACAGGGUGGCACUGCCGCACAAGCAGGGAGAUAGAGAAGAAGACUGUAUAUUAGAUAUUUAAUCUGACCAGACAUGUUACAACAAGACAAACGGGUUCCCAUUAUUUGAGUACAGGGGAGAGUGGAGACCUCUUUCCCCAGGGAACAGAGCUGUUUGCUGUGGGUACGGUACAGCGGCAGGAGAAGGACAAAGACAUCGGUUAUGUCUGCACACCCAAAGAGAAGGGAGGAGAGAGGAUUCGUGUGGGGUUGGUCCGUUUGCUGUUCUGUAUUGUGGAACAAGCCCCACAGUCUCUUGACGAUACACCCCCCCCCCCAGCCCCUUUUUGGUUUUUAUUUUCCCUUUCAAAUGUACUUUUGUUGUUUUAUUAUUAUCAAAGAUGAAACUAGUUCAUGAAAAAUAAUGGCAUCCUUACACAUGUAUAGACAAAUGCACAGUCUGCUUCAACUUCACUGUACAGAGAGUGGCAAGCUGAAUCCGUCAGACAGCCUCUGUAUCAAGGAGAAUUUGGGUUUAUAGUUUAUUUAUUUAUAUAUUAUUUUUUUUGCAGGGUGGUUCAGUUCUGGCUUUCAUUUUUAUGUAUUUUAAUUAACUAAGUUAAAAGCAAUUUAAUAUUUUAAACUCUGCGGAUAAUAAUCGAAUAAAAGACAAAUGCCG